AUGCAAGCCAGCCCCAUCCGCAUUCCAACCGUCAGCAAUGACACGGACUGGGACUUCUGCUUCCACUUGUCACAGCAAGCCAAGAAGCCAGCAUACCAGCAAAGAGAUGAACUGUAUUCAUCUAGCGGGUCUGGAGAGAGUGAAGAAGACACUAAGGCCACGGAGGAGAUGGCCGUAGGCUGCAUGUCUCUUCCUGAAGACAAAUUGGCCCAAUCCCAGAAGAAAAUAGCUCAGCUGAUGAAGAAAAAAAUGAAUAUCCAAGCAAACAAGGAGCUGAUUCGCUGUGUCAUCCUUUCUCGGAUUAUUUUUGGGGAAGAACACUGGAAAUGUGCACAGGCUCUGGCCAGCCUGGCUUAUGGCUACCUGACACUGAGAGGCCUCCCAGCUCAGGCCAAGAAACAUGCUGAAUCUGCCAGGAGCACGCUGCUGACCUGGAAGGAAAACACGACCUCAAACACGGAAAAAAAGGAAAUCCUGGAAGCUCUGGUCAUGCUGUACUACACCAUGGGGGUGGCCUGGCUCCUACAGAACCAUGGCAGAGAGGCUUAUUUCAACCUGCAGAAGGCAGAGAGAAACAUGAAGGAGCUGAAAGAAUUAUGUGAGGGAAGUGUUCACAGAUUACAAGUCUCGGAGAAAGACCUGACAAUUGCUUUGGGCAGAGCCUCCUUGGCUGUCCACAGAUUGAACCUUGCUCUGGCAUACUUUGAAAAGGCAAUUGGCAAUGUUAUCGCUGCUAAGGGUGAUAGGACAUCAGAUCUGGUCAGUCUGUACGAGGAGAUCGCGCAGAUCGAGCAGCUGAGGAGGAACCAUGAUCAGGCCAUCCAGUACUUGCAGCAGGCCUAUUCUAUCUGUGUAUCUUUGUUCACUGACGUCAGCCCCCAAACUGCAGAGGCAAGUGCGCUACUAGCCAAGGCUCAUGCCCUGUCUGGAGAGGCCCAACACAGGGACGCUGUGGAGAUAUAUUUUAUAAAAAGUAUCAGUGCAUAUCAAGCAACAUUGGGCCCAACGGAUUAUGAAACACUGACAACCAUUGAAGAAUUUUGCAAAUGGCUUGUCCAAAAUGGAGAAAAACAGGAAGCUUACAGACUGCUAAAGGCCUCACUGAAGUCUCAGGUCAUCAGCUAUGGUGAUUGUAGUGAAAAAGUGGCUGAAACUUUUUACAACAUGGGCAGGAUCUGCUUUGCCAAAGGAGACCUCAGAAAGGCGAUUCAGCUGCUAAGGAAGGUGCAUGCUGGUUGGUUUGUGCAUUUUCUCCUGGGCCUGUAA
Puma concolor (puma) is the source of this 1266-nucleotide messenger RNA. It is a transcript of the gene TTC23L, whose product is annotated as tetratricopeptide repeat domain 23 like. The record is from RefSeq and is a predicted model, not a curated record. NCBI's taxonomy places the organism in Eukaryota, Metazoa, Chordata, Mammalia, Carnivora, Felidae. Gene Ontology annotation, molecular function: protein binding.